This is a messenger RNA of Gavia stellata (red-throated loon), 2370 nucleotides long. RefSeq names its product interleukin 23 receptor (gene IL23R). The transcript has 14 exons. Gene Ontology annotation, molecular function: protein binding; cytokine receptor activity. Gene Ontology annotation, cellular component: external side of plasma membrane; membrane. Lineage: Eukaryota; Metazoa; Chordata; Aves; Gaviiformes; Gaviidae. Gene Ontology annotation, biological process: cytokine-mediated signaling pathway. The record is from RefSeq and is a predicted model, not a curated record.
AUGGCGGGGUCCGGCGAGGCUUUGGUGCUCCACGUCCUGCUCUGCUGCCUGUGUGGAGGUGUUGCAAACAUCAAGUGCUCGGGGCACGUCUGGAUCGAGCCCGCGCCGGUGGUGCUGAUGGGCUCCAACAUCUCCAUCAACUGCUUCUCCACCCUUGGCUGCCCCUGGGCCAAGUUCCUCAUCCUCCUCAACUACAGCCUCGCUGAGGGUCCCCUGCACCCCCUCAACAGCAGCACCGUCCAGCUCCAGCUGCGCGAUUUCCAGAUGCCCUUCGGGACCGUCACCUGCUCAGCCCGCUGCCCCAACAGCGAAAGGCAGCAGCUGGUGUGCGGCACCAACGUCCUGUCCGGCUACCCUCCGGACCCCCCCAGCAACCUGACCUGCGCCAUCCACGAGCACUCGGGGCACCUGACGUGCACGUGGGACACGGGGCGGCCGACCCACCUGCCCACCAACUACACCCUCCACCUGCGCAGGUAAGCAGCGGCGGAGGAUGCUGAGACGGAGAAGGUCUUCCUCGUGGGCUCGCCGGUGCCGCUGAGUGAGCUGCGCGGCGGGAGCCGCUACUCGGCGUGGGUGCAGGCCAACAACACGCUGGGCGCUGCCCGCUCGGCCCCCCGGCGCCUCGACCUGCAGGAGCUUGUGGUGCCUGCUCUGCCCCUGGUCGCUGGUGCCGAGACGACGGAGACGUCGCCUCCCACCACCACCAUCCACUGGAGGAGGCAGACGCUGCUGGAGAACGUGCACUGCGAGGAGCGGCAUAGAGCCAUGGGCACCCCGGCAUGGCAUGUGGAGGCAUGGGAUGGUGCGGCGCAGCACGGGCUCCGCUCGCGGCACAACCUGCAGAGUAACACCCAGUACGCGUUUCAGGUCAGGUGCCGGCUCAGCCCUGCCGACAGCCCCUGGAGCGCCUGGAGCACCCCCUUUUUCUACACCACCCCCGAGGCAGCCCCCGCCGCGGCGCCCGACGUCUGGCGGCGCCUGGGCCCGGCCUUCCCGAACGGCAGCCACGAGGUGACGGUCUUGAUCAAGCCCCUGCCGCCGCGGGAUGCCCGCGGGAGGAUCCUGGGCUACGUCGUGGCCGCAGAGAGCUCCGGGGGGGUGCUCCUCCUCUGCAACACCUCCAGCACGGCGUGCAGCAUCCUGGUGCCCCCGGGAACCCGCACCCUCCACGUCACCGCUCACAACUCCAGGGGGGCUUCCAGCCCCGCCAGCAUCACCCUCGGCCGGGAAGAAUUCCCAGCACCGAUGACAGUGGAGGUCAAGCCUGAGAACAGGAGCAGUGUCUCGGUGGCCUGGCAGCCCCCCCAGCGCAGCGGGACGUCCCCGCUCUGGUUCAUAGUGGAGUGGGUUUCCACCGCCCAGUCUAGUCAGGAGCAGUAUUUUUGGAAGAAAGUCCCAUGCCAAGAAACACGCACAUACAUCCAAGAAGCAGCAGCAGGCCGCCUCAGCGUGUCAGUGUACGCAGUCUACCCCGACGGAGUCAGCAAACCAAGCUCUGGCCAAGUCCCUUCGGAGGACCACCAGAUCCUGGGCAGCACCUACAGCGAGAUCUCCCAUGACGAUGACAUUGGAGUUUUCCUGGGACUGGGCGUCAGCAUGGUCAUAUUAUCGGUUGUUUUUGCCAUUCUGAUGUUUAAAAAAUCAGCCAGAAAAAGAAUUAACGCCACCGUCGUGUCGCUUUUGCCAAAGUGGCUGUUUGAAGACUUUCCUCAUGUGGAAAACAGCAGCGUGAUAAAGUCACUUCAGGAAAAGAGCGAUUUCACGAGCAGCAGUUUCCAUGAGCCAUUCUUGGACACCGGUGACUCCACAGUUACGGAAAUCGAGGAGGUGCCAGCACCCAUGGGGUACAAGAACGUGGCCACCAGAAGGAAGCCCAGCAGAGAGGUCCCCGAGGCCGGGGAGCGCCCGGGGAGCACAGCGCCUGCCAGCAUCACGGCCCCCGAGCAGAUCAGUGACUACAAACCUCAGGUGUCCGACGGGAAGACGCCGGGGUACGUAGCUGCCAACCUUUACCAAACACAGCCCCCCGCGCCCCUCCCAGAACCGGAGACGAACAUCUUCUUCAGAGACUACACGAGCCCUGUUCCCCACCUGUGGGACGGGGAGGGAGAGGGGCACCACGUCUGUCUGCUGGAGAAGAUCAACCUCAUCUUAAACAGCAGCCGGAGCGGGCAAAGCCACGCGUUCGGCCCAGCCCAGGGGGGACACGGGUCCCUCCUGGAGAACCAGUGGGGACAGAUGCUGGCCAGCGAUGUUCAAGAGCAAACACUGGUCCCCGAAGAGCUGGUCUCCUGCCUGAGAGCCAUGAACGGGGAGUCGGUGGAUAUAAAGACCUGCUUUCCGCAAAGCAUCGGAAGAUUAUUUUGA